ACAAUCCUGUAAUUCACUUAGACAACACUUAGACAAUCAUGUAGCAAAGUUUAGACAAGUCUGAUUGGCUAGAGACUUGAAUAGUUGCUAUGAUCUAGACACUGUUUACCACAUGAUUUAGAAGCCCUCAGGGCUAGUAGAACCCUCACUAGACUCGGGAUACUACCACCAGCCCUUUGGGCUUCUAAACCAGGAUAAACUUCCUAAACAGUGUCUAUAACUAUUAUAUAUCUACCGCAGCUAGACUACAAGUUGUAGCUACAAGAGAAAUGGCACUAAUCACUAUUUCAUUAGCACUGGUACUAAUUGCUAGACACGUUACAGCUCAGGAUUGUGUCCGUGGUAACUCUGAUGGAGCGGACAGUCUGCCUAGCUUCUUAGACCCAAAUAAUUGGAACUCUAUAGUUCGUGUGAAUCCGAUACAAGUCAUCAUUAAAAGCUACGAGUUCCACUGCUGUGGGAAAGUUGGAGCGUGGGCUGCGUAUGUGGAGCCUGGUGGUGGUAGUCAUACUACUGCAUACUCCAUAAAGUUCCAGAUAUGGAGACCAACGAGUGAGAAUAGUGCAAGUUACAUAAAAAUUGGAGAGAAUUCCUUUUUCCCUGCUACUCUUACUAACAGCUACAUUGCUGCAACACCACUUCCCAACCAACAACUUGACUUCCAACCAGGAGAUGUGGUUGGAUAUUAUCUCCAGCAGGAUGGUGGCACUAAUGGAGGUCUGCAGUUUGAUGCUGGGUUCACUUCUGAAGAGCUAUGGUAUGCGACUGGUAACUCUGACCUACAAAAUGACAACUCACUGGAAGUGGGCAAUGCAGGGGACCUCAGCAUAUCUGCAAGCCUUGGACCAAUCAUCUCAAUAUCAAUUACAACCACUGUGGACUGUCCCUCCACCUCGACCAUGGUCCUAAACCCCACCUAUGUGGCCACUGUGACCCCAUUAACUGUUAAUGAACCAACAACCAUAGCAGUAAGUGCUACUCAAGGCAAGAUUGGAAUAUCCUCUGAGACAAUACUGCCCUCUAGUAGUGACUUCGGACUUCAAGCCGAGUCUAGCUCUGUGUCAGCACCUAUAACCACCAUUGGUCUACCACAACCAAGCAGUGCUACUCUAGACAAUAUUGGAAUGACAAUAUUACUCUCUAGUAGUGACUUCGGACUUCAAGCUGAGUCUAGCUCUGUGUCAGCACCUAUAACAACCACUGGUCUACCACAACCAAGCAGUUCUCCCAUGAACUCUCCUCAAGUCACACCAGCAGUUACUACAACACAACCUCAAGAAGUGAACGUGGGACUGUUUGCUGGAAUCGCAGUGUCUGUUGCAGUACUAGUGCUGUUGGUCAUACUGACUGCAGUGAUGCUUUUGGCUUGUGUGGUGAAAAAGAAGAGGGAAAACAAACGACAAAGAGCAGAAGUGCCAAUGAUAAGAAAUGAAGCCUACGUUGGAGUAAGACAGUCGAGUUCUGACAAUGGCCCCUCAAUACCCACCACAGAGAAUGAGGCAUACACUAGUGUCACUGCUAACACUGAGGCUGAAGAAUAUUAUGACUAUGUUGUGUAAUGAACAAAACCUAACGGGUGACCCUCUCAGAGUUCCACAAAACUUCACAUAUAAUGUCUAUAUAGCCUAUGGUAGAGUAAAACUACAGCAAUAAUUUGUAUGGUCCUGCGAUGGAAUGUUUUCAGAGAGUGUAUCUUAUAGUUUAUGCAAAAAGCUUCUGAUUUCGAGUUUUCACAACAGCUGCAUGCUGUGAUUGUUGUUGUAUAAGGUUUGGCUUGAAGCCAUAAUAGUAAAUAAAUGUGUUUUAUGGGUUAAAA
This is a messenger RNA of Halichondria panicea, 1816 nucleotides long. RefSeq lists its product as uncharacterized. The record is from RefSeq and is a predicted model, not a curated record. The coding region runs from base 270 to 1559 and encodes 429 amino acids. NCBI's taxonomy places the organism in Eukaryota, Metazoa, Porifera, Demospongiae, Suberitida, Halichondriidae. The transcript is spliced from 5 exons.